CCAACUGCGAACGAAUUGCUUUCAAGACGAAUACUUCUUAAGUUUGCGAAUUUCGGCUUGAUUUCCUCGACCCUUUGAUAUAUUCGUCGAACCAGAGUACGUUCCUGUAACAAAAUAAUACAUGAAGAUUAACUUGCAUGGAUUAUGUAAAAGAACAACUGUGGGAAUAUUGUACCUGUACACCGGGUGGUCGCUAGGACUACGCGCGACGCUUUAAUAGGCCAGUUUAUUCCUUCAAUACCUGAUAUUGUAUUACACUCCUGUGUUUACUUGGGGUUUAAAAGACAAAAGUGAUAUAAAACAUGGACGAGCAGAAGGGAAGUGAAGAUACAGAUCAACAGAAGAAAGUCACCUUUGACGAGAAGGACGAGAAGGACGUGAAGGACGAUCGUGCCCCUACAUCUAAAGAAAACAAGGGUCAAGACCAGGAGCAUGACGACCUGGAAGAAGAAGGUCGAAGGUCAAGGACGAGUAGAACUAGCAGAGCAAGUAGCGCUGAUGCGUACCUUAUGGAGUCUGAUGAAGAAAAACUUAAACGUGCUCAAAAUGAAGACAAAAUCACAAAUAAGGAUAACGAAGAGAAGAAUAAUACCGAAACAAGUAACAAUGAUAUGAAAGAUGGGUUAGAUGAUGAUUUAGAGAUACUACAGAAUAGUUAUAAACAAGAAGAAAAUAAACAAAAGACCAGAAACGAGGCAGAAGAAGUCAGUGAAAACAAAGAGAAGAUUGAUCAAUCUAAUAUCGAAGAAAACAAUGUCAAGGACGAUAGAAACAAACCUGAGAACAUGGGGGAUAAUGAAAAGACUGAAGCUAGACAUAAUAAAAAAGAUGUAGAAUUUGACAGAGUCAGCAAUAAUUCCGGAUAUUCUUUGAAUAGUCGGCGCCCGAAAAACGAGCAAAGCUCAACCGUAAAAGAAUCUAAAAACAAAACUUCAUAUAAUGAGCCUGAAUCUAGUACAAAGUAUGUAACUGACGAUGAAAAGUUAUCAGAAAUAAGAAGUUCUGUGUCUUCACUUGAUUCGCGUGGAAACGCCAUUGAUGCCGAGAAAGAGAAUACCAAAACUGAGGACGAAGAAGAGCGUGCUGAAACAAAUAAAACCAAAGAAACAUAUGAAGAGGAGCAAAAGUCAGAUGAAAGGAAAGAACAAGCUGAUAAUGCAAAAGAUGAUACUAAACAAUUGCAACAUAUGGAAGAGACAAAAGAUGAAAAUAAGAACUGGAGAGAUGAUCCUCAGUAUCAGAAAGACGAAGAUGACGAUGAUGCGCAGUCGCAAUCCUCAAAAUCUAAAAAGGAAAAAGAAACAAAAGUAACCAUAAACGUUUUACAAGCAAAAAGUCCGAACAAUGAACAAACACAAAAACCACCACAAAAAGCAGAACCCAAGAAAUCUACUGCCACAACUUAUCCUAAGAAACAAGCCGUCAGCUCUAGUAAACCUGCUGUUUCGUCACCGUCCCAUCAAAGUUAUCCACGAUCGAAUCAAAAGGAAAGUUUGUCCCCACGUGAAAUCGUUGCAGACCAACGUAAAGAAAGACGUCAGAAGUCCCAGAGUGCACGAUAUCCAUCUCAAGGCAAAUCAUCUUCACGUGACGUAACCAUGGCAACGCGGUCUUCUUCAAGAACUUCAACUUUGAGGAGUUCAAGACCUCCUAGUCGAGCUAGGACAUCUUUGGGCUUCUCAACAGAAAGAAGACGAAAGGAGAAAGAAUUCUUCCACGCAGAACUUCAACGUUUGAAAGACAGUUUGAGAAAAGAAUCAAAGAAAAUCAAAAAGCCGAAAGUACGGGACCAUUACCCCUUUGUAUUUACAGACUUGGCGCCGUACUAUAACACAUAUACAGCCAACUAUCUAAUUAACAUGCCUGAUCUUGGAUAUAAAGAAACACAACCAGCUGAAGCAAAGAAACCAGUUGAGACUGAAGAUACAAAAGAAUUGAUGUACACAACAAGAUGCACAUCGAUAGGACUGGUUGACCCAUGUGAUAGUCUAAGCAUGGACAGAAAUGUUUUACCCAAGUUGGAGACAGCUGAGAUUCGGAGGAAGAGGAUUGAACAAAUGCACGCCGCAUCGAAGCCAAAAUCAGGCCGAGACUCUUCUAACACGGACAGAAGUGGGAAAACAGCCAGUCCUACUAACAAUGACCACGAUUCACAAUCCCCACGUCAGAAGAGACCGGAAGCGAAGCAAGGCAGUACGAGAUUGCCAAAAUUCCCUGUAAUAGCGCCACCUAACGCCGAACUUACAACUAAGGAACUACAUUACGGAGAUGUCCCUAUGUUAAGGGACGAAAUGACCAAGUCCUUCAGUCACUAUGGUGACGACAGAAAGAAAUCAGACUAUGAGAGAACAAAACAGGAUUUCUACAGAAUGGAAUUAGAUAGAUUAGAUGAAUACCAUCAGACAACCCGACCUCAUAUGAGAGCCGCUUACUUUGCUUAUUUACAAAACACCCCUGGCUCCCGAAAGGCAAUAUAUGACUGCAUGAAGGAAGUGACGUCACCAAAGAAAAAGGAGGAGCAAUCGCCACAGGCAGUAGCAUGAGGCAUUGAAACUAAACUAAACUAAACUAAACUAAACUAAACUGAAAGAAGCUUAGGACAUUGAGAAAAUGGAAAAUGAAAACGUCAUUGAAUGGAUUAUUAGUUAUAGGGCUAUAUUCUUUUAAGAAACGGACAGCUUUUAUUUCUUACUUCGUGAAAAAAAAACGUUUCCCAUCGCUAGUUUUAACUGAACAUACGAGUAUCUAGUAAAAGGAUCUUGUUUUAUUCUGUUUGUCAUAAUAACUUCCAGCUUUCUAUUUUCAAUUUUAUAAUUUUCCCUUUUGAAUUGUCUAGCUGAUAAAUUCUCCAUGAGAGUUGCGUAAAGUUUCAAUUCCGUAAUUCAAAACAAAAUUCAAAUUAGUAUAGUAGCCCAUAUGAUAUCUAAUGUCACCGUGUUCAUCUCAUAGGAAUAAAUAUGUUGAUAAUCUGGCCCCGCUGCGACGUGUUUAAACUGUGAGUCGUCACGACAAAAAGGACCACCUAAUUGAGUCAUUUUUUUUUAACUUUGACUAGCUAUUAAGUAUCUUUCAUACUUCUUUAACUGAAUUCCGUCAAUGGGAUUUUCAUACGUGUUUGGAGAUUAAUUGUAUGCGAAAUUGGAAAUAAUAAAAUAAGUAUCCCAAAAAUGAGCUGCACUGACGAACGUUCAAGGUCACUUCUCAAUAAGAGAAGAAGAAUGGUGGUCCUUAUAUCGUGACGAAGCACAAUAGAUAAAUAAUUUUGGCCUAUCUGUGAUAUAUUAUAUUGUAUUAACUUGUAUAUGUGAGUGUUAUGACUGUUUAUAUUGUUUUCAUAUCUUACUGACGUACAUUCAUCUUGUAGAUAUGUUUUUAAAACUUUCCAUUAGAUCUACUUAAUUUGUUAGCUUUACAAACUGACUGAACAUUUUUUGUCGAAAACAACAACAAUAAUAUUAAAACACAGAAAUGCUAAAGAAAACGUCUUGAAACCAGAAAUACCAAUUGGAGAAAUGGUUGCUUGAGAAUUCGACGUUUGGGAUAACUCCACCAGGAUAUAUCAGAAGUUAGAUCUACCUAUCUGAUAAAUGGAAGUUUUACUAUCAGCAUUUUCCAUUUUGUGUGAAUUUUACAAAAUGCACCGUUUUACGUUUAGCAUUUAUUUUCACCUUCAUGUAUUCUUUUGUCUGUAAUGACACAUAACAUCUUUGGUGAAAGUUGUAUUGCUAAGAAUGACUUCUUUUAUAAGAAAAAUGUACUUUCUUCAAUAGUUUUCUAUUAAACUGUUUUAUAUCUAAA
Molecule: messenger RNA, 3798 nt
Organism: Mercenaria mercenaria
Lineage: Eukaryota; Metazoa; Mollusca; Bivalvia; Venerida; Veneridae
Product: myb-like protein X
Exons: 13
Coding region: 303-2543 (746 amino acids)
Source: RefSeq, a predicted model, not a curated record